GCUCCGCAAGAGGCUGACCACCGAGGGUGACGACCCCUUCAACAACGACGACCUCGACACCGCCUACGAGGCUCUGGGAGUCGACGACGAGGGCAACGUCGCCACCAGCGUCCUCAUCGAGGCCCUGUGCUCCGGCGGCGGUGGCGAAUAGAUGAUAUCAGCAGGAUCCCAUCAAACAAUACCAUCGUGGGAGAGCGAGAGAGAGAAAGACGGAGAAACGUGGACCAGAGAGAUGAUGAUGAUGGUGAUGAAGACAAAGGAAAGAACAUCGUCGAGUGGAUGACGGAAACAACCAAGACAAGGAAACAAGCCAGCAAUCCAUUUGGCAUAACAACGAUUUCGGUGCAACUUAUUACAGGACGUUAUUGUUAAUAAGUCCAAAAUGACGUUUGUGUACAAUCAAAAUAAAUUACUACAAUAGUUUUUA
This is a messenger RNA of Frankliniella occidentalis (western flower thrips), 427 nucleotides long. Its product is annotated as myosin regulatory light chain 2-like. The record is from RefSeq and is a predicted model, not a curated record. Gene Ontology annotation, biological process: post-embryonic development; locomotion. NCBI's taxonomy places the organism in Eukaryota, Metazoa, Arthropoda, Insecta, Thysanoptera, Thripidae. Gene Ontology annotation, molecular function: myosin heavy chain binding; calcium ion binding. Gene Ontology annotation, cellular component: cytoplasm; myosin II complex.